Messenger RNA from Pipistrellus kuhlii (Kuhl's pipistrelle), 3632 nucleotides. It is a transcript of the gene TLR3, whose product is annotated as toll like receptor 3. Bases 324 to 3041 code for a protein of 905 amino acids. Gene Ontology annotation, biological process: inflammatory response; toll-like receptor signaling pathway; immune response. Gene Ontology annotation, molecular function: protein binding; transmembrane signaling receptor activity. The transcript has 5 exons. Gene Ontology annotation, cellular component: membrane. The record is from RefSeq and is a predicted model, not a curated record. Lineage: Eukaryota; Metazoa; Chordata; Mammalia; Chiroptera; Vespertilionidae.
UGAGGGGUGAAGUCUCUUUGUCUGAACUUCCUCUGUGGCUAAAUCUGUGCCCCUUUUAAGGAAACCCAGGGGACUGCACCUAAGAAAAUGGAGGAAGAUAUUCUCAAGGAGCUGUUUUCCAUGCCUCUUGCUGUGCUUGUGUUUUAUUUCCUUUGCCCUUCUUAGAAUGCACCAACUAGAUAGGACAGGUCUUUUUUUUUUUUUUUUUUUUUUUUUAACUUCAGUUUCACUUUCAAGAUUGCAGCAAAUCUGUUCCUGGGAACACGGCUGGAUUUGGACAAGAGGGGCAGUCAGCUUCCGCAGAGUGAGUCAAGGGUGGAAUCAUGAGCCGGAGUCUGCUGUGUAAUAUCUGCUGCUUUUUGGGACUGUUGCCCUUUUGGAUGCAGUGCGUAUCUUCUGCCAGCAGGUGUGCUGUUCAGCAUGAAGUAGCUGACUGCAGUCACCUGAAGUUGACUCAGAUACCGGAUGACCUCCCGGCAAACAUAACAGUGCUGAAUCUGACCCAUAAUCAAAUCAGAAAAUUACCACCUGCCAAUCUUACAAGAUACAGUCAACUUACUAUCUUAGAUGCAGGAUUUAACUCCAUCUCAAAACUGGAGCCAGAAUUGUGCCAAAAACUCCCCUUGUUGGAAAUUUUGAACCUCCAACACAAUGAGCUGUCUCAACUUUCUGACAAAACCUUUAUCUUCUGCCAGAAUUUGUCUGAACUCCAUCUUGGAUACAACUUAAUCCAUAAAAUUCAAAAUAAUCCCUUUAAAAACCUGAAGAAUUUAAUCAGAUUAGAUCUAUCUCACAAUGGCUUAUCAUCGACUAAAUUAGGAACUGAACUCCAACUGGAAAAUCUCCAAGAGCUCCUUUUAUCAAAUAAUAAAAUUCAUGUACUGAGAGGUGAAGAACUUGAUUUCCUUGGCAAUUCUUCUUUAAAAAAAUUAGAGUUGUCUUCAAAUCAAAUUAAAGAGUUCUCUCCAGGGUGUUUUCAUGCAAUUGGAAAAUUGUUUGGUCUCUCUCUGAACAAUGCCCAGCUGGGCCCCAGUCUCACCGAGAACCUUUGUCAGGAACUGUCAAACACAAACAUCCAGACUCUCUCCCUGAGCGGCACCCAGCUGUACAAAACAAGCAACACGACUUUCGCUGGACUCAAGCAGACGAACCUCACCGUGCUCGAUCUUUCCAAUAAUGGCUUAAAUGCCAUUGGCAAUGACUCCUUUGCGUGGCUUCCACAUCUAGAAUAUCUCUUUCUGGAGUAUAAUAACAUAGUACAUUUGUCUUCUCGCUCUUUCUAUGGGCUUUCCAAUGUGCGAUACCUGAACUUGAGAUGCUCCUUUACGAAACAAAGCAAUUCCCUCUCUUUGUCUCCCAAGAUUGAUGAUUUUUCCUUUCAGUGGCUAACAAGUUUGGAGCAUCUUAACAUGGACAAUAACAACUUUCCAGGCAUAAAAAGCAACAUGUUCGCGGGACUCACACAGCUGCGAUACUUAAGUCUAGCCAACUCCUUCACCGGUUUGCAAACGUUGACAAAUAAAACAUUUGAAUCACUUGCUCGUUCUCCUUUACUGAUGCUCAACCUGACAAGAAAUAAAAUCUCAAAAAUAGAGAGGGGAGCUUUUUCUUGGUUGGGACACCUAAAGGUACUGGACCUCGGCAUUAAUGACAUCGGGCAGGAACUCACGGGCCAGGAAUGGAGAGGCCUAGAAAACAUUGUUGAAAUCUACCUUUCCUACAACAAAUACCUGCAACUGACAAGCAGCUCUUUUGCCUCGGUCCCAAGCCUUCGACAGCUGAUGCUCCGAAGGGUGGCCCUUAAAAACCUGGAUAGCUCCCCCUCCCCUUUCCGCCCUCUCACCAAUAUGACCAUCCUCGACCUGAGCAACAACAACAUAGCCAACAUCAACGAUGAGCUGUUGGAGGGUCUGGACAGACUGGAGAUUCUGGAUUUGCAGCAUAACAACUUAGCCCGGCUCUGGAAACAAGCAAACCCUGGCGGUCCUGUGAAUUUUCUGAAGGGUCUUUCUCGCCUCCACAUCCUUAAUUUAGAGUCUAAUGGCUUUGAUGAGAUCCCGGCAGAGGCCUUCAAGGACUUGCUUCAGUUAAAGAGCAUCAGUUUAGGGUUGAAUAAUUUGAAUGUACUUCCACCAUCCAUCUUCGACAAGCAGGCAUCUCUAAAGUCGUUGAGUCUUCAGAAGAACCUCAUCACGUCGGUUGAGAAGGAUGUUUUCGGGCCGGCUUUCAGGAACCUGAGUAAUUUAGACAUGCGCUUUAAUCCAUUCGACUGCACGUGUGAGAGCAUUGCCUGGUUUGUUACCUGGCUCAAUGCUACCCACACCAAUAUCUCUGAGCUAUCAAGCCACUAUCUCUGCAAUACCCCUCCGCAAUACCAUGGUUUCCCAGUGAUGCUUUUUGAUAUAUCACCCUGCAAAGACAGUGCCCCCUUCAAGCUCCUCUUUAUAGUAAAUACCAGCAUCCUGUUGAGUUUUAUCUUUAUUGUACUGGGCAUCCAUUUCGAAGGCUGGAGGAUAUCCUUCUACUGGAAUGUUUUAGUGCAUCGCGCUCUCGGUUUCAAAGAAAUGGAUAGACAGCCAGAGCAGUUUGACUAUGUGGCGUAUAUAAUUCACGCCUAUGAAGAUAGGGACUGGGUCUGGGAGAACUUCUCCCCGAUGGAAGAGCAAGAUCAAACUCUCAGAUUUUGUCUGGAAGAAAGGGACUUUCAGGCAGGUGUCCUGGAACUUGAAGCAAUUGUGAAUAGCAUCAAAAGGAGCAGGAAAACCAUUUUUGUUAUAACACAGCAUCUACUGAAAGACCCAUUAUGCAAAAGAUUUAAGGUGCACCAAGCAGUUCAGAAAGCUAUUGAACAAAACCUGGAUUCCAUUAUCUUGAUCUUUCUUGAGGAGAUUCCAGAUUAUAAACUGAACCAUGCACUCUGCUUGCGAAGAGGAAUGUUUAAAUCUCACUGCAUUUUGAACUGGCCAGUUCAGAAAGAACGGAAAAAUGCCUUCCAUCAUAAACUGCAAGUAGCACUUGGGUCCAGAAAUUCAGUACAUUAGAUUUAUUUAAAAAUUAAAUAAAGGGGUAACUUUCCUAAUUUAAAAAGUUUCAUGGUAAAUUUAAGUUUUACUUGAAAAUUGUGUAAAUCUGUUUGUUUAUAUUUUAUAGGUGAGAGUAUUAUAUCACAGUUAUUUCUCUUUUAUGAAAAUAUUUCUCCUUAUUUUAGACUUUUUAUAACCAAUUGACUUAAUUUGACCCAAAAGAAUCAUAUGGGAAUAUCUCCUAUUAAUGAAUAUACAUAAUUGGUUACUGAGGCCAAUGAAAACUUAAGAAAGUUUUAAGAUAUUCCUUAUUUAAGUGAAGUAGUAGUUAUGGGAGGGUUUGUAAUAGUUAUAUUUGGGGGUUUUUAUGUACUCAGAAUAAAAAAAAUAAUUGUUUUAAUGAGCACAAUGGUAUUUUAAUUAUAAACAAUAGAAUAUAUACCCAUAUUUUUAAAGUUUAAUUACGAUAAUUUUCCAGUUGUAUUUUAGUAGUGCCUAUUCCAGUGUUGAUUUUGUUAAAUUAUAAAUACUAUUUUAAUAUGCAGACUCUAGAGCAGAAAACAUUUGUUAGUAAUUUUGAUUACUUAAGAAAACAAAUGAUUUAAUAAA